Messenger RNA from Vespula vulgaris, 2309 nucleotides. RefSeq lists its product as uncharacterized. The transcript has 3 exons. NCBI's taxonomy places the organism in Eukaryota, Metazoa, Arthropoda, Insecta, Hymenoptera, Vespidae. The coding region runs from base 1439 to 1906 and encodes 155 amino acids. The record is from RefSeq and is a predicted model, not a curated record.
AAAUUUCAUAUUUCUAGUACAUCGCUAAUUCUUAGGAGUAUAAUUAUUAUGCAUGGUGAAAAUUGCAUGUUGGGAUUCUAAUGCUUCAUUUUUUAUCCUUUAGCAUACUUAUCUUAAUAGUACUAUUACGGCUUCUAUUUCUUUCUAAGGUUAAAUUAUUUUUAAGGUUAGUUUAAGGCAAUAAUGCUAGAUCGAUUAAUUAUCUGUCAUUUAGUAAUUAAAAUAGUUUAAAAAGACUGGAUAUAUAUUGGGUGGAUUCAUAAAUGAGUGCCGUUAGUUAUAAAACGAUACUUACUUAUGAAUUAAUACAAUAUUUUUUUCAUAAUUUCCUGAAGUACGCUAUUUUAGUUUUAAAUCUCUAAUUUUAGAUUUAUCAAUAACAUAGUAUAUUAAUUAUAAAUGUAGCAUAGUAGCGAUUAUAAAAUACAUGUAGUUUGUAUAUUUCCGGAAUGUACAAAUUACAUGUAAAAAUUUGGCCAGUAAUUAAGUAUAGUAGCGUAGAAUUUUGUAAAGAUAUUUUUAAGAUAAACAAUAAAGAAUUCAAGCUUUUUCUCACGGGUAGGAUAGGGAAAAAUCAUGGUUGAUGAACCUUCUAUCGACUACGAUCGAGUCGAUAAACUAUUCAUUAAACGCGACUAAUUAAUAUGUUAUUUUAGCCUGUGGGUCGAAAUGUAAUUGUGAAUUAUCCAAUUAUCAUUAUUGAUAAUUCAAUUAUCAUUAUUGAUAUCAUUAUGAUAGUAUUAUUUUUAAUGUUUUUAAUAUGCAAGUACAACCGGGCGAAUGACUGCAUAUUUCGGUAUAUUUCUAUAAUGUUUUUUUCUAAUUGCAAAUUACAUUAAUUUGAAUUUUUAUCAAAAAUUUAUGAAACAAAUUAAUACGUACGUAUACAUAUUUUUGAAAAAAGUAUAAAUGUAAUGAAUAAAUGAUAAUAUUAGUUUUAUUGGACAAUAAACAAUUUAAAAAUACGAGAAAAAACAUGAUGAAAAAGAAGAACUCGUAUCUCGAAAAAUGCUCGAUCUCUCGAUAUAUUCAUCCUCGCGAGAUACGUAAGAUUUUUCGAGUAGCAUCUCGGAAGGCAAAGAGUUAAAAAGUCAAACGAUCAGGAUGGACUACCAUUUUUCAUGUUUCAUGUUUUGCUUCUUCUGACGAGGAGACAUGUUGGGUGUCAUCCAAGAAAUGGCGAAUACGAUGCGCCGGAAUACGAUUUUUUUUCUUUAAGUGCUGUUGACUGGACUGAUCACGAACACAGAGUGAAGGAAAGCAAAAAGGAAAAUUCAGUGUAUUACUCUGCAUUUAUAAUAUUUUGUAAAAUAAUAUAAGAAAAAUCGGAAGUCAAAUAUUAACAUUGUGAAUAAGCAAUAAAAGCUAUGAAUAAUCGGUUGACGUCAUUGCAUGGAAAGAAAAAACAUUCGAUCGAUCUGACAGAAGGAAAUCAGCGAUGCUUUUCUUUCUCUGUAUAUUGUUUGGAAUGUUUCAAUUUGCAUUACUGCUUGUGUUAACCGGUUUCUUGCUAUCUCUUGCGAUUGUUUCGCGUCUAAUGGAGGUUGCCAUUACUCUGAUAUAUCCUACCAGUAUCUUCUUAGUACAGCAGUUAGUAAAAUUAUUCGUUUUAAUAACGAGCCUAUCAGCAAGGAUGACUGGAUAUGUUGGGUGCAAAACCCUCAGCAAAAUUUGUGAUGUUCAUAAGGAGGAAACGGAAGUUCUCGAUAUUAAUUUGAGAGCACCCGUAAUACCGUACGAAAGAAUUGUUUACCCUCAGGCGGAUCAUCCCUACGCGAAGCCAUUAGAGUUGAAUCUCAACGACGAUAAAGAAGUCGCAUUAACAAAUGAAGAACCAGGCGAAGCAGAUCAAAUUAUAGCGAAAUCAGAGGAUGAAGAUAUUGAUACAAAAGAAGAUGAUGAUUGAAAGAUUCUUUUAAAAUUAAGAACAAGCAAUGCAAGUCCACGUAUAUAUAUUAUUAGCCAGAAAGAAAGAGAGAGAGAGAGAGAGAGAGAGAGAGAGAGAGAGAGAGAGAGAGGGGGAGAGAAAGAGAGAGAGAGAGAGAAAUUAUAGCAAGAUCUUCUUGAAUAUAAAAAAUGUUUAAAGCAACAAUAUCCCAGUAAUCUAACCAUUUAAAUUCAUUUUGUUGUCCGAAAGUAGCAAUACUUUAUCGUUAUUAUAAUCUACGUCUGUAUGAGGUAUCUGAUUAUUGUAAAUUGUAAACAAAAAGGAGAUCUUAAAAACGAAUAAGUAAACGAUUAUUUUACUUUACAAAGUCGUCUGUGAUUUUUAUGAUUUGAAAUGAAUUUUACAAUCUAAUAAAAUAUUU